AUGGUGACUGUUGCUGAUCCAGUAAUGUAUGAAUCAUACUGGCAAAAGAUGGGCAACAUGUGUGAUAUUACAUUCAGUGGUUAUCAAUCAUUGAGUUAUUUUGCUAAUGCCAAGUACUUGUGCUGGUUCUUGGAGCCAAAACGAGAAGAAGAGAUCAAGAAGCUGCACAAUGUGUUUGGAAAUGCAGUUGUGGAUGAUCAUUACGUCGUCGUUGGGACAGGAUCAAGCCAGCUUAUUCAGGCUGCACUCUAUGCUCUUUCUCCUACAGAUGAACCUGAACCAAUCAGUGUAGUUUCAGCUGCACCUUUCUAUCCAGAAGUGACUGAUUUUGUGCGUUCAGGGCUGUACAAAUGGGCAGGAGUUGCAAGAAAUUUUGAGAAAGAUGGACCAUAUAUUAAGUUCAUUACAUCUCUAAAUAACCCAUAUGGGUUUACUCGAGAGAUUGUAGUUAAUGGAGUUCAAGGGACAUUAAUUCAUGAUUUUGCUUAUUAUUGGCCACAGUACACUGCUAUUACCUCUCCUGCUACAAACAUGUAUUAA
This is a messenger RNA of Nicotiana tabacum (common tobacco), 540 nucleotides long. RefSeq names its product tryptophan aminotransferase-related protein 2-like. Gene Ontology annotation, molecular function: carbon-sulfur lyase activity; transaminase activity. Gene Ontology annotation, biological process: amino acid metabolic process. The record is from RefSeq and is a predicted model, not a curated record. NCBI's taxonomy places the organism in Eukaryota, Viridiplantae, Streptophyta, Magnoliopsida, Solanales, Solanaceae.